Messenger RNA from Cordyceps militaris CM01, 1065 nucleotides. RefSeq names its product NADH-cytochrome b5 reductase. Lineage: Eukaryota; Fungi; Ascomycota; Sordariomycetes; Hypocreales; Cordycipitaceae. The transcript is spliced from 3 exons. The record is from RefSeq and is a predicted model, not a curated record. Gene Ontology annotation, molecular function: cytochrome-b5 reductase activity, acting on NAD(P)H. Gene Ontology annotation, biological process: ergosterol biosynthetic process. Bases 1 to 1065 code for a protein of 354 amino acids.
AUGUUUGCUCGCUCAGCCUUCCGCGCGGCCCAGCCGCUUCGCAUGUCGCAGCACGCUCGCCGCUUCGCGACCGAGACCGGCUCUACUGCCGCCAAGCCCGCUGCUGCUGCUCCCGCCGCGCCCAAGACGGCCGCCGCACCUCCUCCGCCCCCUCCCAGCGGCGGCGGCGGUAGCAGCGCCUUUGUGUACGUCCUCGGCGCGGCCGCCCUCGGCGGCGGCGGCUACUACUACUACAGCAACCAGGCGGGUGGCGCCACCGCGGCCGGGGCCCCGAAGAUCACCAAGCCGGCCUUUACCGGCGGUGACCAGGGCUUCCUGUCACUCAAGCUCGCCGAGGUUGUCGACGUCAACCACAACACCAAGCGCUUCCGUUUCGAGCUCCCGGAGAAGAACAUGGUGCCCGGCCUGCCCAUUGCCAGUGCCGUCUUGGCCAAGUACAAGGGCGAGGGAGAUGAGAAGGCGACCCUCCGCCCUUAUACCCCCAUCAAUGACGAGAAUGAACCUGGCUACGUCGAGCUCCUCGUCAAGCAGUACCCCGGCGGUCCCAUGAGCACCCACAUCCACAACCUGCAGCCCGGCCAGACGCUCGACAUCAAGGGCCCACUGCCCAAGUACGCGUGGACGGAGAACAAGCACGACCACAUUGGCCUCAUUGCCGGCGGCACCGGCAUCACGCCCAUGUUCCAGCUCGCGCGCGGCAUCUUCCAAAACGCCAGCGACAAGACCAAGGUGACGGUCGUGUUUGGCAACGUCAGCAAGGAGGACAUUUUGCUCAAGAAGGAGCUCGAGGAGCUCGAAAACACGUACCCGCAGCGCUUCCGGGCCUUUUACGUGCUCGACAAGGCGCCCGCCGAGUGGUCGGGCAGCACGGGCUUCAUCACCAAGGAGCUGCUCAAGACGGUGCUCCCGGAGCCCAAGAGCGACAACAUCAAGAUUUUCGUCUGCGGCCCGCCUGGCCUGAUGAAGGCCGUCUCGGGCAACAAGGUCAGCCCCAAGGACCAGGGCGAGCUGUCGGGCACGCUGCAGGAGCUGGGCUACACCAAGGACCAGGUCUACAAGUUUUAA